AUGGGUUUAUUCAGAGAAGGUCUUUUUGCUUUUCGUGGUCGAAGAUUUAUUGAAUGGCUUUUUAUGGAUCGUCCUCAACUUCCUAUAUUGUUUGGUCUUUCAUUCUAUACUCUUUUCUAUCUCAAUUAUAAAUAUGACUUACUUGCACGAUGGAAUGGUCAACAAACUUACAAUGAUUAUUCCUAUGUUAAAGAAGCUGUUGAACGUGAACGUGCUCGUCUUGCUACUCUUUCAUCUUCUCCAACACCUGUUUCUGCUUCACCUCAAUCAUCAUUGUCUUCAACCGGUGCCAAUUAA
Adineta steineri is the source of this 297-nucleotide messenger RNA. Lineage: Eukaryota; Metazoa; Rotifera; Eurotatoria; Adinetida; Adinetidae. The record is from the annotation of a GenBank genome assembly.